This is a messenger RNA of Hipposideros armiger (great roundleaf bat), 2131 nucleotides long. RefSeq names its product transmembrane p24 trafficking protein 2 (gene TMED2). NCBI's taxonomy places the organism in Eukaryota, Metazoa, Chordata, Mammalia, Chiroptera, Hipposideridae. The transcript is spliced from 5 exons. The record is from RefSeq and is a predicted model, not a curated record. The coding region runs from base 120 to 746 and encodes 208 amino acids.
GGCGCAGCCGGAACGGGCGGAGCCGAGUUGGCGGCGGCUGAGGAGGUAGCAGUGGCGGCGACGGCGACGGCGGCUCUGGAGGCCGCAGUCCCGAUCCUGGCUUCGGCCCCAGCCCCACCAUGGUGACGCUUGCUGAGCUGCUGGUGCUCCUGGCCGCCCUCCUGGCCACGGCAUCGGGCUACUUCGUCAGCAUCGACGCGCAUGCCGAGGAGUGCUUCUUCGAGCGGGUCACCUCGGGCACUAAGAUGGGCCUCAUCUUCGAGGUGGCCGAGGGAGGCUUCCUGGACAUCGACGUGGAGAUUACAGGGCCUGAUAAUAAAGGAAUUUAUAAAGGAGACCGGGAGUCCAGUGGGAAAUACACAUUUGCUGCUCACAUGGAUGGGACAUACAAAUUUUGUUUUAGCAACAGGAUGUCCACCAUGACUCCAAAGAUAGUGAUGUUCACCAUUGAUAUUGGCGAGGCCCCAAAAGGACAAGACAUGGAAACAGAAGGUGGUGGAGAUACCUGGGAUGCUCAUCAAAACAAGCUAGAAGAAAUGAUUAAUGAGCUAGCAGUGGCGAUGACAGCUGUAAAGCACGAACAGGAAUACAUGGAAGUUCGCGAGAGAAUACACAGAGCGAUCAAUGACAACACAAACAGCAGAGUGGUCCUUUGGUCCUUCUUUGAAGCUCUUGUUCUAGUUGCCAUGACAUUGGGACAGAUCUACUACCUGAAGAGAUUUUUUGAAGUCCGGAGGGUUGUUUAAAAAGCCUUUUCCUGAUGAUCCGAAACUCAUAAUUCACUGUUUACCAAACAUCUUGGUCGUAAUAAUGUCAUGAGUUUGUAUGUUUUUAUUUUCUUAACUGUACAUUCACAGCUUAUGUUUCUUUGUGAUGAAUAGAUAUGGGGGGAAAACACCUGUUUAGGGAAGUUAUAGUGAAAAUUUGACAUUUGAUUGGCACAGUUUCUUAUUUGAAUCCUGCCUCCAUUAUAUAGGUCCUUCCAGAGCUCAAACACUGUAAAUGAAAUGUAGACGUAUAGUCCUUAUAUCUUUUUUGUUGUCAUAAUAAAAUGCAGUUUGUUCAGGAUAGUACUUUACUAAAAUGACUGCAGUUUUUAGACCCCUUAUCCUGCAGUUCAGGUCAUUAAAGAUUCAUUUUGUUGAGUCCUUAUGAGAAAAAACAGCCUGAAUCGUGACAUUUUCUACCCCCAAUGGCAGAGCUCUGUGACUUUGGAGUAUGCUUCCAGGUCGGUACUUUUAUACUUUGUCUAUCUUGUUUUUGCUUUAAAGAUAAGACCAUAACCCAGUAACAUUUUUCCCCCUAAAUUUUUACUUUGAACCUUAGGAUUUCACCUUUACUUAAACUGAUGACACAAGCAGCUAAUAACCAUUUUUUGGUUUGAGCCUGACCUUGUAAGAAGUCUAUUAAAGCCAAUUCUGGGUGUUUCAGCUGGUAGCUCUUUUUAUUUCUGUGCUGGCAAUCCACUUUCUCUACUCUUGGCACGUAGGAGGUAUGCAUUCACGUAAUUGAAAAAAUCUUGGUUUCUGAUGGCAAAGGGUUUAAAGCCUGUUUGAUUUCAUUGCAGUGAUAUACAGCCACUAUUUUAAUUUUGAUCAGUGGUAUUUGGCCACUCAUUAAUUAGGGUACUGCACAUCACUGUCAGUACUAGGGUUUUUGUUUUUAUUUUUCUUGGGGUUUUUUUUUGGCACAUGUGAAUUUUGUUUUGUAUAAAACGAAAAGAGUUUCUCUUGGUCUCUGAUGAUGGGUUCAAAAUUUAAAAAGCAGCAUCUGGUUUUGGUGUAGGGAUGAUCCAGGAUUAUGUUGUGACUGAUGCAUAUCAGUUACUUGUACUUUUUUUUUUUUUUUUGAUCUUUGCAAGGGUAAAACUACAAGUAACGAGUUUUAUAUAAUUAAUUUAAAUUUGUUACAGGUUUUCAUGUUCAGGAUAAACAAUUUUUUCAACGUUGGGUGAAAACACUUGGCAACAGUUGAAGGUGACUGUGUUACCUUAGGACAACUGUUGCAUGCCAAUUUUUGUGUGUGUGUGUGAGAAAACACUUUGAAAUUGAAUUAAAAUAUGUAAAUUUAAAAUCGGUUGUGUAUCUAAUCUGCCCCAGGUUCCGUAAAUAAACAAUCCUUUUUAAAAACA